This is a messenger RNA of Juglans microcarpa x Juglans regia, 2450 nucleotides long. RefSeq names its product protein FAR-RED IMPAIRED RESPONSE 1-like. NCBI's taxonomy places the organism in Eukaryota, Viridiplantae, Streptophyta, Magnoliopsida, Fagales, Juglandaceae. Gene Ontology annotation, biological process: regulation of DNA-templated transcription. Gene Ontology annotation, molecular function: zinc ion binding. Bases 315 to 1793 code for a protein of 492 amino acids. The transcript is spliced from 4 exons. The record is from RefSeq and is a predicted model, not a curated record.
GAAUGAACAAGAAUUUUUAUUCUCUUGUCGUUGAUGCGGGGGGUUUUGAGAAUCUUCAGUUUCAAGAGAAAGAUUGUCGGAAUUUCAUUGACAAGGCUCGACAUUUAAGGUUGGGUAAAGGUGGUGGCGAAGCACUUAAUCAGUAUUUCCAAAGAAUGAGAGAUCGGAAUGAUGGGUUCGUUUCUAACAUGGACUUGGAUGAUGAGGGAAGGUUACGGAAUGUAUUUUAGGCUGAUGCUCGGAGUCGAGCGGCGUAUGAGUAUUUCGGAGACGUAGUAACAUUUGAUACAACGUACCUAACAAAUAGGUACGGGAUGCCUUUUGCGCCAUUCGUUGGUGUUAAUCAUCAUGGUCAGUCCAUAUUAUUAGGAGCGGGAUUGAUUUCAAACGAGGACACUGAAACUUUUGUGUGGUUGUUCCGAAUGUGGUUGGAUUGUAUGAAUGGUCGGGCGCCCAAAGCCAUGAUAACCGACCAAGAUCGGGCAAUGAAGAGUGCUAUUGCCAUUGUAUUCCCUGAAACUCGUCACAGAUAUUGUUUAUGGCAUAUAAUGCGCAAACUUCCAGAGAAACUAGGAUCUCAUGCGCAAUUCAAUGCGGGGUUGAAGACUGACCUUCAGACUGCAUUAUAUGACUCACAUACCAGCGGUGAAUUUGAGGAGAGCUGGGGUCAAGUAAUUGCAAAGUAUGAUCUCCACGGCAAUAAAUGGCUUCAAUCCUUAUAUGAGGAAAGGUCUUUUUGGGUUCCAGCUUACUUAAAAAGUGUAUUCUGGGCUGGAAUGAGCACAACACAAAGGUCGGAAAGCAUGAAUGCAUUUUUCGACGGGUAUGUCCAUUCCGGUACCACGUUGAAGGAAUUCAUCGACCAAUUUGAUAAUGCUCUUAGAAAGAAGGUGGAGUUAGAGACAAUGGCUGAUUUCAAUUCUAACAACCAAACUAUUCCCUGCGUGUCCCAUUUUAAUAUUGAGAAGCAGUUUCAAAGGUUAUAUACAAAUGCAAAGUUCAAAGAGGUACAAAGAGAGUUGCUGGGCCUAAUGUGUUGUAAUUGUUCGUUGGUAAGCACAGAAGGGUGCAUUUUAAAAUACCAAGUGAGUGAUGAAAUAUCUACUGAUGACCACAUCAAAACACUCCAUUUCUGUGUUUACUAUAACGAAGAGGAGGUGGAGGUCAAAUGCACGUGUGCAUUGUUUCAGAUGAGGGGGAUUCUAUGUAGGCAUGCACUUAGAGUUUGCCAGUUCAAAAAGAUUAAUGUGCUGCCAGAUGUAUAUGUGUUGGAUCGUUGGAGAAAGGACUUAAAGAGGACAUACACAUUAGUCAGAAGUAGUUACGAUGACCAGCGGGACAGAGCAGACGCACGGAAUUAUGAGCGGGUGCUUAAAAGAUGUUCGAAAUUAGCGACCAAAAUAUCCUCUGAUAAUGAAAAAAUCAGUGCUUUCUUGCGUGUUGUUGAUGAGUUUGAGACAAAAUGUGAAGGUUCAACACUAGAGUCAGCAUAUGAACAAACGAAGGCCAAAGCAAAUCUCGUCUUGGAUAAGGGUAAGAAGAUACUAAGCCCCAACGUGGUUCGAGGGAAAGGGAGACCCCCAAGUAAGAGGAAGGUUCCACCAGUUGAAAAGUUGGCAACAAAGAGAAAGAAACCGACUUCCAGGAAAAUCUUGGUAGAUGAAACACAAUUGGGUGAGACACCGGGAUCUGAACAACACCAAUUUGAUGAUGGGGUUGAUGUUGGAACACAAAACAGCAUUCUUACACAAUCAACUCCAGAGAUGUGUCACCAUCUCGAUGCACACUUGUAAUCCCAUGGUGAUGAGAAGCCACAUUUUUUGAAGCUCUUGGAGAGGGAGAAGCUGGAAGUUGGGAGUUCGGGGAGUAACUUGACUCUGGGGGCCGUAGCUCAUUCUAAUUAUCUCGCAUUUUUUUCCCCGUUUAGUAUUAUUUUGCAUGAUUGGCUCUGUUGAUUUUUCUCUAAAGUCUUCUUUUUAGAUACUUGUAUUUCUCAUUGAUUUGGCUUUAUAUCCUCUAACAUUGUAUGCCAAUUGUAUUUCUCAGAUCUGCCACCGUAAUUGAGUUGCUGUUUUUGUGUCUUUUAGAGGGUUGGGUGGUAGUUUGUGUAUAUGAAAGUGUGUCUUUUUUGUUCCAAAUAGAGAGGGUUGGGUGUAGUUUGUGUGGUUGUUUCCGGUGUAAUUUUUGUAUCUCUUUGAGAGGGGAAGGUAGUAGUUAGUUGUAUCCAUGGGUGUAUGCCAAUGGUAAGGUUUUUUGUGGAGAUGCAACGGGUAAUUUUUUGUACCUCUUGAAGAUCAAAGGUGUUUUGGUACCAUGAGCCAACAAGUUUUGGAGGACUACUACAAAGUUUUGGAGGUUGAUUAUGAUGCAACUGAGGAAAAUAUCAGAUUAAAUUACCUAAGGCUUGCACUGGUUAGUGAUCUCUCUUUUGAUAGCUCCUUGAAUGGUGU